AUGAACGUGACCAAGCGCCUUUCUCAACGCCGCCGCUAUGGUUUCUCUGCGCUGCGGCCCUUGGUUCUCCGGCCAUCCAGCAGGAGACAUCUGUGCGUCCAGCGCAUCGCCGGCUCCUUAGGGGCUGAGAUCCAAGAUGUCGACCUCAAUCUCUUACCCGAGAAUCCAGGCAUUGCGCAGGAGAUCCGCGAAGCAAUCCUCGAGCACCAGGUAAUCUUCUUCCGCAACCAGAACCUCAAGCCAGCGGCGUUCCUCAGCUUUGCAUCGCACUUCGGCAAGCCUGCCGAAUACCCCUUUGUGCGGGGCAUUGACGGCUUCCCGGAGAUCAUCCAGGUGCUGAAGCAGGAACACGAGACCGUUAACUUUGGCGGCAUUUGGCACAGCGACACGUCGUACUUCGCCGAGCCACCCAUGGGCACGCUGCUGCUGGCGAAGGAGGUACCUCCUUUUGGCGGGGACACCAUGUUUGCUAACCAAUACGCCGCAUAUGAGGGUCUCUCCGAAGGCCUGAAGCGAACCCUAUCCUCGCUGAACGCGGUCAAUACCUCUGCCAAAGCCGAUGCUAGCAAGACCCGUGAAGACAGGAUCCGCGACAGCGGAAACGGCGCCGCUACAACCAUGCUCGAGGCCACCCAUCCUGUGGUCCGGACGCAUCCAGAGACAGGCCGCAAGGCGCUCUACGUCAGUGUCGCGCACACGGCACACUUCGAAGGUUGGACAGAAGGCGAGUCUGCGCCGUUGUUGAGCUUUCUCUUCGCGCACCAGAUCAAGCCGGAGUUCACCUGUCGAUUCCGCUGGGAGGUGGGCAGCAUCGCCUUCUGGGACAAUCGGUGCGUGCAGCACUAUCCCGUCAAUGACUAUCAUGGAUACCGAAGGAGCAUGCUCAGGAUCACGCUUGCUGGGGACAAGCCUAGAUAG
Molecule: messenger RNA, 918 nt
Organism: Capronia epimyces CBS 606.96
Lineage: Eukaryota; Fungi; Ascomycota; Eurotiomycetes; Chaetothyriales; Herpotrichiellaceae
Exons: 1
Coding region: 1-918 (305 amino acids)
Cellular component (GO): cytoplasm
Molecular function (GO): 2-oxoglutarate-dependent dioxygenase activity
Source: RefSeq, a predicted model, not a curated record